Messenger RNA from Grammomys surdaster, 1868 nucleotides. Its product is annotated as cytochrome P450 2J3-like. Gene Ontology annotation, biological process: xenobiotic metabolic process. Gene Ontology annotation, cellular component: cytoplasm; intracellular membrane-bounded organelle. Gene Ontology annotation, molecular function: oxidoreductase activity, acting on paired donors, with incorporation or reduction of molecular oxygen, reduced flavin or flavoprotein as one donor, and incorporation of one atom of oxygen; heme binding; iron ion binding. Lineage: Eukaryota; Metazoa; Chordata; Mammalia; Rodentia; Muridae. The transcript is spliced from 9 exons. The coding region runs from base 63 to 1508 and encodes 481 amino acids. The record is from RefSeq and is a predicted model, not a curated record.
AUAAAAUCUCUGAGCCUCAGCUCAAACCCUAAUUCCCUUAAUACAUUUAACCAAGUGCUCAAAUGCCAGCCAUGCUUGUAGCCGCAGGGUCCCUGGCAGCUGCUUUCUGGGCAGCUCUCCAUCUCCGGACUCUGCUGCUGGCUGCUGUCACCUUCCUGUUCCUGGCUGACUACCUCAAAAGCCGGCGCCCCAAGAACUACCCUCCAGGACCGCCGCGGUUGCCCUUCGUGGGCAACUUGUUUCAGAUGGACUUUAGACAGUCGCACCUGGCAGUUCAGCAGUUUGUGAAGAAGUAUGGGAAUGUUAUCCGUCUUGAUUUCGGAAUCAUGUCUUCAGUGAUAAUAAGCAGCCUUCCCUUAAUCAAAGAAGCCUUUUCUCACCUGGAUGAAAACUUUAUCAAUCGCCCUAUAUUUCCUCUACAAAGUCAUAUCUUUAAUGAAAAUGGAUUGAUCUUCUCCAGUGGCCAGACAUGGAAGGAGCAAAGGAGGUUUGCCCUGAUGACACUGAGGAACUUUGGACUAGGAAAGAAGAGCUUAGAGCAGCGAAUACAGGAGGAGGCUCACUACCUUGUGGAGGCCAUAGGAGAGGAGAAAGGACAGCCUUUUGAUCCUCACUUCAAGAUCAACAAUGCAGUUUCCAAUAUCAUUUGCUCCAUCACCUUUGGGGAACGGUUUGAGUACCAUGACGGUCAGUUUCAGGAGCUGCUGAAGUUACUGGAUAAAGCCAUGUACUUGGGUACCUCCAUAAUGAUUCAUCUCUACAACAUCUUCCCAUGGAUAAUAAAACAUCUCCCAGGACAACACCAAACAUUGUUGGCUACCUGGAGAAAACUGAAAUCAUAUAUUGCUGAUAUUGUUGACAAUCACCGCAAAGACUGGAACCCUGAUGAACCAAGAGACUUCAUUGAUGCUUUCCUCACUGAAAUGGCAAAGUACCCAGACAAGACUACUACAAGUUUCAAUGAAGAAAACCUCAUCUGCAGUACUCUGGACCUCUUCCUUGCUGGAACAGAGACGACAUCCACAACACUGCGCUGGGCUCUACUCUACAUGGCCCUCUACCCAGAAGUCCAAGCAAAAGUACAGGCUGAAAUUGACAGAGUGAUUGGCCAGGAGAAGCAUCCCAGCCUGGCUGACAGAGACUCAAUGCCUUACACCAAUGCUGUCAUCCAUGAAAUUCAGAGAAUGGGCAAUAUUGUCCCUCUGAAUGUUCCCAGGGAAGUCGCAGUUGACACUACACUGGCUGGAUUCCAUCUGCCAAAGGGGACCACGGUUAUCACCAAUUUGACUGCACUGCAUAUGGACCCUAAAGAAUGGGCCACCCCAGACACCUUCAAUCCAGAGCACUUUUUGGAGAAUGGACAGUUUAAGAAGAGAGAAUCAUUUCUGCCAUUCUCAAUGGGAUGGAGACCUCUCAGAGCAGAGAUUGUAGAAGGAAAGCUAAGCAGUUUGUGCUGUGUGAGAGGACAGCACCUGCUGAGGGGACAGAAUGACCAGUCAAGGCACUGAUGCUCCUGGAUGCUGUAAGGGAAUAACUGAUGACUUCUGGGGCCAUCCCAGAACUCCGUAGGAGGACUGCUGGCUCUUGUCAAUUUGAUAACCAUAUCUUAGAUCCUCUUAUCUUGGCAUCUUCAUUCUUGAAAGGGAUGAUGGCCAGGUUUAGAUGUGCACUUUUUAAAUGAUAGGCUGUAUUCAUGCAAGAAUCUGACUCUAUGUUUAGGACAGGAGACAGAUACAAAAUGAAUGCAGAGACAUCAAGUAUUCUGUUUCUAGUUGCCAGGUAUGGAUGUGUAGACCCAAUUAAUAAUCUAGAACCUUUGCAAGGGCAGCCACUAUGUCCCUGACAUUCUUGUUAGGAACUCAUCUCUG